UUCUACACACACACACACACACACACACACACACACGCAUGCACACAUGCAUACGCACACGCACGCACGUACACACAUGCACAGAAUGUCGGGGUUCAACCUCCUGAUGAGUCGGUGGAAGCCCGACGAAAGACUCUGGCACAGUCAUGCGUCUUUUUGAGUGUAUAGCGAAUAUGACGACACACACACACGCACACACACACACAUAAACACACCAUCGUCUCUCUCUCUGACACACGCACGCAUACACACACACGCGCACAAAAAGAGAUUGUUGUUCCUAAGCUUUUGGUCGUGCUGGAGAUUGGGCUGUGCAUCGGGAAGGGCUCUGCAUCCAAAAGAAAUAUACUGAGUUGAAGUGAGUUCUUCUUUUGGUGGGUAAGUUAUGUAUGCUAAGAUUUCAUCAUUUAACAUUUGUGGAGCUCUGUUGACAUCAGAAUUUGCAGCAGUUUUUAUUUAUUUAUUUUUACCUUUCUUGACUUUAGGCCAUGAAAGUCUUGAGUAUGGCUUGCACCCGUGAUGGGUUGCCUUGGUCAGCAGUAUGCUGCUUGCCUGACCGAGGUAGGGCCGGGCAUUUCUGCCUAUUUGGACAAGCUGGCAGCAAUCAUUUUGUUGAACCAGCACAAGCAGCUGCAGUAUCAACAAUAUCAUCAGCAGUAGUAGGAGCAUCAGGAGGCGGCGGAGGAAGGGGAAGUCGUCGUGGCUGCCUCCCCAUCCACUCGUUCAAUCCUCAAAGCGCAAAUGCGUCCCAUAACCGAACUCUCGUGCUGUACUGUUACCAUCCCGAGAAGCAGCAACAGAGAAUGCGUCGACACAUAUCUGCAAGAACUGCAGCUGGGAUCGGACAUAGCAUUGUCGAUUCCCAGCAGAGCCUUCUCCGCAGCCACCAACCGUUCGCUUGCAAUCGUGCGUGUUUGUGUGGGUUUUUCGCCUUCUGCAAGAGCGAGUUUAAGUCUGGGGAUCAGGGUCAAAGGAGGAUGAGACAAGAAGGUGGGUUGUUUUCUACGUGGAAUUGCCGUCGAAGGAGGAGGAGCAGCAUUUGGAAAGUUACUUUUGGUACAUGGGGGAGGGAGGGGGUUCAAGUUAGGGAGCAGGAGAAGCUGGUAAUGACAGACGAUGCGCAGCCUUUGGCUGUGAGGACGGUUACAGAAGAACAUGAAAGCUAUUCGAAGGAAUGCACCCUCUCCAGGGAUAGGGGUUUGCAGGUCAAAUGGCAGAGAGUGAGACUACCGACGUACGUGCAGCAUCUGGGACAACAUGUGGCAGGCAAAGCUUGUCUGCUGCAGCUGCUUACAUGGCAGUCGCGAAGUGAUGGCUGGUAUCAUCACUGCGGAAGCUAUUUUGAACUGGUGAAGAUGUGGCUAUCAGACAAGGUGGGGAAAAGACGACGUACAUCCACAGAGGAAGAGGUGAGCGGAAGGAGGCGGCGCUUGGUUGGAUUGCUUGGAUCCACUGCAGUCGUCACAAUGUUACUUGUCAUAGGUAGGGCUACCGUAUUACCACCUCUGCCCUCGGUGGCGCUGACAGAGGAAAAUCUGGUUUUCCUAGAGGCAUGGAGGACCCUUGACCGAGCUUUCAUCGAUAAGAGCUUCAAUGGACAAAGCUGGUUUCGUUACAGAGAAAAUGUGCUGAAAAGUGUGCCCAUGAACUCGCGUGAGCAGACUUACAACGCGAUCAGACAAAUGGCUGGUAGCCUGAACGACCCAUUUACGAGGUUCCUCGAGCCUGAGAAGUUCAGGAGCUUGAGGACAGGAACCAACGGCUCGUUAACGGGUGUUGGACUGGAAAUUGCAGCCGACGAUCACGAUCCAUCGAAGUUGGUUGUUGUGGCACCUGUUGCUGGCGGUCCAGCAGAACGAGCCGGUAUUCAAGCAGGCGAUGCCAUCCUGGAGAUCGGCGGUGAACCGAUAAGCGCGAUGAGCCUCUAUGAUGCAGCCCUGCGACUGCAAGGUCCUGAGGGGUCAACUGUUUCAUUGGUGGUUCAACGCCCGGCUGAGGAUCGACCGCCAUCCACCAUUAACCUGACACGACAGCGAGUGAUGCUCAAUCCUGUCUCUUGGAAGCUGUGUGUGACAGCGGAUGGAUCCCAUAGGAUAGGCUACAUAAGAUUUUCAUCCUUCAACAGUAACUCCUCUGUUGCCAUGCGGGAGGCUAUUAAACGACUGAAAGAGGGCGGUGCGACAUCAUUUAUCUUGGAUAUUCGCAAUAAUAAUGGAGGCCUCUUUCCUUCUGGUAUUGAGAUUGCAAAAAUGUGGUUGGAUAGGGGUGUCAUUGUGUACAUAGUGGACAAUAAGGGCGUGAGAGAUAUCUUUGAGGCAGAGGGCUCCGACUCCCUCGCACCUACCGAGCCACUGGCAGUGCUCGUUAAUAAGGGAACUGCAAGCGCAAGCGAGAUACUGGCUGGUGCUCUGAAGGACAAUGGAAGGGCUGUCAUUCUGGGUGAGCCGACCUUUGGGAAAGGCAAGAUCCAGUCUGUUUUUGAGCUUUCAGAUGGAUCAGGAAUGGCGGUAACGGUCGCACGUUAUGAGACCCCUGCUCACAUCGACAUAGACAAAGUGGGGAUUGAACCAGAUAAGCCCCUGCCGAGUUCUUUGCCUGACGACCCCGAUGGUUUCUGCAAGUGUAUCACAGAUCCACACUAUCAAUGUGGCAUAUCUCCACAGACCCUCUUUUCCCGCAGAUGAACGAACAAACGAACAGCUCUCCUCAAGUCGUGGCUCUCACUUUUUUUUUUUUUUCUUUUUUUUUUGAAAGCUCUCACCUUAAACCUUCUUUUUCUUAAAUUUUUAUUUUUUAAACCACCAUCACCGGCAUAGUUCUAUUGAAUCUUGCCGCUGUGCACAAGGAAGGAGCGGAAAGGAGGGGUGGGUUAUGGCAGGUGCAAAAUUUGGAGUGGCCUAACUUUGGUGGUUCAACAUAAUCUGGUGCGUCAUGAGAGAAAUGCGAAGCAUUUGUUUUCAGAAGA
This is a messenger RNA of Chara braunii, 2965 nucleotides long. The record is from the annotation of a GenBank genome assembly. Lineage: Eukaryota; Viridiplantae; Streptophyta; Charophyceae; Charales; Characeae.